AUGAGUGCCCGCGAUCUUGUCGAGGGAGAAGCCCUCCUAGACGACGAGGAGAACGAGGAGGAGCUCGUCGAUGACUAUGGUGAAGGUGGAGAACGUGUCGACACGACUGGCAAGCACUAUGAUUCCAGUGAGGAGGAAGAAGAUGACGACGACGAAGAAGCAGCUCAAGCCGUGCGGGAAGGAUUUAUCGUUGACGAAGACGAGGAAGAAGAGGAACGCGCGCAACGCCGCCGGGAGAAAAGAAAGCGAAGACGCGAAGAACGAGAAAGAGAGGAUGAACACCUAGAUGAGGAAGAUUUGGAGCUCAUUGGCGAGCUCAAUCCAGAGCGCCGGUCGACAGCUGCAGCCGACUCAAAAUUCAAGCGUCUAAAGCGCGGUCAUAAGGAUCGUGACGUCCGGCAACCGUCCCAAGCUAUCGAUGACAUUUUCAAUUCCGACGAGGAAGAUGAGCCCGCACCAGACUAUGGCAGGCUCGGCAGGAGGCACCCUGGCGAUGAGAUGGACGACUUCAUUGAAGAAGAUGUGUUCUCGGAUGAAGAUCUACAGCAGGAGCGAGAAGACUUGGAGGUUGCUCGUCCCAGGAAGUCGAUUCCCUUUGGAGCCACCGACACCACUGGCCUCGACGAGAACGCUCUUGAAGACAUGCGCGCCGCGUUUGGAGACGGAAACGAAUACUACUUUGCUCUUGCUAUGGAGGAGGAAGAGGAGGAGCAGGAGGAAGACGUCGAAAAGCACUUGGAUCUCAAGGAUGUUUUUGAGCCUUCGCAGCUUGCCGAGAAGAUGUUGACCGAGGAGGAUAACCAAAUUCGCCUGGUAGACGAGCCCGAACGGCAUCAAAUUGCCCGCAAACCCUACCGCAAUGUCGUCUUGUCCGAAGACCAGUUCCGUGAAGAGGCCGCCUGGAUUGCUAACCUCAUGCUUUUGAAGAAACGCCUAGAACCAGAGCUACGCGAGCCUUUCCAGCGCUCAGUUGCCAAGGUCCUUGAAUUUCUCGUUACCGAUGAUUGGGAGGUGCCAUUCAUCUUCCAACAUCGGAAGGACUAUAUGAUUCACACAGUCAAGGUUCCUGUAGAUGGGGCUUCAGCGGAUCUUGAUUCAGGCGCUCAGUAUACAAUUAAAGCGGAGAAAUUGCUGAACAUGACUGACCUGUGGGACAUAUUUGACCAUGACCUCAAGUUCAAAGCGCUUGUGGAGAAACGCAACACUAUCCAGAAGACCUACGACAACAUUCAGUCGGUUUUCUCCGUCGACGACUCAAUCGUUGAGGAAAUGUUGCCAGCAGCCACUACAAUGGAAGAGCUGCAAGAUAUCCAAGAUUAUAUCCACUUUCAAUAUGCGUCACAGAUCAGGGAUCUGGCUGUUACAAACGGUGACGCUACCGGUGAAUCUCAAAGGCGAAAGGCCCAGACGAAGAACUUCUUCGACCGGGUCCGCAAUAGCAAAGCCUACGCCCUGGUACGUGCAUUCGGUAUUACAGCAGAUGCAUUUGCCCAAAAUGCUCUGAAGGAGGGCCGUCGUCAAUACACUGAAGAUCCAUCAGAGCGCCCAGAUGAAAUGGCAGAUGGGCUUGUUGACAAUGACUUUGGCAACUCAUCUCAAGUGGUCAAAGCCGCCAAAGGCUUGUUUUCAGAGGAAAUUGUAAUGAGUCCUAAAAUGCGAAAAGUCAUCCGCCAAGCAUACUACAUGAAUGGUGCCGUGGACUGCUUCCGGACCGAAAAGGGGUUGCGACGCAUUGAUGAGCAGCAUCCAUACUACGAGUUCAAGUACCUCAGAGAUCAACAACUCAGCGACAUCGCGCGCCAGCCUGAGCUAUUCCUCCGCAUGCUGAAGGCAGAAGAGGAAGGUUUGAUAGAAGUCAAAGUACGCUUUGAAAAUUUCGAAAACUUCCUAAGGCGUCUAUACCCUGAUAUCGAGUCCGAUAACUACAGUGAACUUGCAGAUUCCUGGAAUCGCAUGCGGCGCGAAGUCGUCGAUCUAGCUUUGGGUAAGCUGGAGCGUGUCAUCAACCGAAGCCUCAAGGAGAAUAUCCGCCAAGAAUGUGAAAAUCAUGUUGCGAAAGAAUGCCGAGAAGCAUUCUCCCAACGCUUGGAUCAAGCGCCUUACAAGCCCAAGGGUAUGGUGUUGGGUACGGUCCCUCGCGUAUUGACGCUGUCCACUGGUGGUGGUAUCGUCGGACGGGAACCCAUCCACUGGGCUUACAUCGAGGAGGAUGGCCGGGUUCUCGAAAACGGAAAGUUCGUCGACCUAUCUGUGGGUGACAAGGAUCGCGGUAUCGCAGAUGGUAAAGAUGUGGACUCUUUAGUCGAGCUUGUGAAUCGCCGUCGCCCGGACGUCAUUGGAGUGUCCGGCAUGUCUCCCGAGACUCGGCGACUCUAUAAACUAUUGGCAGAGGUUGUGGACACCAGAGAUCUGCGUGGUGCGCUUUACACCGAUGACCGUGAUGAUGAAGUCAGUGACCGCCUGGAGAUAGUUAUUAUCAACGACGAGGUGGCGCGGCUUUAUCAGAACAGCGAGCGAGCGAAGAAAGACCAUCCCAGCUUUGCUCCCCUCACUCACUACUGUGUUGCGCUAGCCAAAUAUUUGCAGAGUCCCCUUAAGGAAUACGCUUCACUGGGUCGGGACAUCGUGUCAAUUCAAUUCAAGCCGGGUCAGCAACUUGUUACGCAGGAAUUACUGCUGAAACAGCUGGAAACUGCACUGGUCGACAUGGUCAACCUCGUCGGAGUAGACAUCAACGAGGCUGUGUCAGACCAAGCCACAGCAAACCUUUUACCUUAUGUCUGCGGUUUGGGGCCACGCAAGGCAGCACAUCUCUUGAAGAUAGUGAACAUGACUGGAGGGGUGGUCAACAGCAGGUUUUCGUUGAUUGGAGUCAACGUACAAUACCCCGCAAUGGGGGUGAAGGUAUGGAACAACUCCGCAAGCUUCCUAUACAUCGACUAUGAGAGCGCCGACGCCGAUGCGGAUCCCCUUGACAACACACGGGUGCACCCUGAAGAUUAUGAUAUCGCUCGCAAGAUGGCAGCGGACGCCUUGGAGUUGGAUGAAGAGGACAUCAAGGCAGAAACUGAUGAGAAUGGGUCCGGUGCCAUUGUGCGCAAGCUCUUCCGGGACGAGGCUCAGGAUCGUGUGAACGAUCUGAUUCUUGAAGAAUAUGCGGAGCAACUCGAGAAAAACCUCAACCAGCGCAAACGUGCCACACUCGAAACAAUCCGUGCGGAACUUCAACAGCCUUACGAGGAACUGCGAAAGCAGUUUGUCUUCCUUAGCACAGAUGAUAUCUUCACCAUGCUUACUGGCGAGACGACAGACACACUCGCGGAGGGUAUGGUGGUGCCUAUCUCUAUUAAGCGCAUCAGCGACGACCACAUCGAAGGCAAGCUAGACUGCGGAGUUGACGCCCUCGUUGGGGAAUCAGAGAUGACAGAUCGCUACGACAUCCCAGUGCGCGCGAUAUACUCACUCCACCAAACGGUACCAGCUAAGGUGAUGUUCUUAAACCGCAAGACUUUCACCUGCAACGUGUCUCUGCGCGAAGAACAGGUCAGCCGGCCGUCCAGGCCUUCCGCCGACCGGAUACACGCAGGAGAAUGGGAUCAUCGUCAAGAGGGCCAGGAUAGGGAAGCACUCGAGGCGAAUACACAGAGUGGCGGGCGUACGAUGCGUGUCAUUAAGCAUCCCCUGUUCCGCCCGUUCAACUCCACGCAGGCAGUGGAGUUUCUCGGGUCACAAAGUCGUGGUGAUGUGGUUAUUCGACCGUCCUCGAAGGGACCUGACCACUUGGCUGUGACGUGGAAGGUGGCCGACGGCAUCUUCCAGCAUAUUGAUGUCUUGGAAUUGGACAAGGAAAACGAGUUCUCCGUUGGGCGUACGCUGAAGGUCGGAGGCCGAUUCACUUACAGUGAUUUGGAUGACCUGAUUUUCAACCAUGUCAAAGCUAUGGCCAAAAAGGUGGACGAAAUGAUGCUGCACGAAAAGUACCAAGAAGGCAGCAAAGAUAUCACUUAUUCCUGGCUUGACACGUAUACCAGAGCCAACCCCCGACGGUCAGCAUACGCAUUCUGCAUCGACCCCAAGCACGCGGGGUACUUCUUCCUUUGUUUCAAGGCUGGAGAACAUGCUCAAGUGCAAAGCUGGCCGGUGAAAGUCAUUCCUCAGGGCUACGAGCUACAGCGCAACCCCUAUCCAGAUAUGCGGGCGCUGUGCAACGGGUUCAAGCUGCUAUUUACCAAUAUGCAGGGUGGAAGGCGACGCUGA
Molecule: messenger RNA, 4257 nt
Organism: Aspergillus puulaauensis
Lineage: Eukaryota; Fungi; Ascomycota; Eurotiomycetes; Eurotiales; Aspergillaceae
Gene: spt6
Product: chromatin-remodeling histone chaperone SPT6
Exons: 4
Coding region: 1-4257 (1418 amino acids)
Biological process (GO): mRNA transcription by RNA polymerase II; nucleosome organization; positive regulation of transcription elongation by RNA polymerase II
Cellular component (GO): transcription elongation factor complex
Molecular function (GO): nucleosome binding; histone binding; DNA binding
Source: RefSeq, a predicted model, not a curated record